CCACGGCAUUAUGACAGUCGUGGAAGUAAAUAUCCACCCUCCUCAGUUGUGGGUCCGGGUCAGUAAGACUCGUGACUGGGGUAGUGCAUUAGGAGAGCGCAACCCGUGAUGAGACACGCUCCGCCUGGACGUGACCAGAAAAACUCUGGUGACUGGGGUAGUGAAUUAGGAGAGCACAACCGGUGAUGAGACGCGCUCGGUGGAGAUGUGACCAUACAGCGCUGGCGGCGGCCUGGAUGGUGUGCAGCUGCAUUAGGACAGCAGGAGUGAUGAUGGCUGUUCCGAAGAGCGAAAGGGAGAAAGGAAGGGCAGUUUGGGGAGGUUAUUACAUUGGCAUGUGUUUUGCAGCACCUGAGAAACAGCUUUGCUAUUUUUACCUGGCUCCAGAAGGCUGGAAAAUAUUCUUCUUUCUGGCUGUUGUUUUUCCAACGAUCACCAGCAUCCUGGCAUAUUACUGGUCGCAGAACGGUUGGGAUAAUCAUCCUUUAGCCCGGACGCUCGCGGUUCAUGCGCUCCCCCAGUCCAGUUGGAGGGCAGUGGCUUCUUCCAUCAAUACAGAAUUCAGGAGGAUUGACAAGUUUGCUACUGGCGCCCCUGGAGCAAGGGUGAUUGUCACAGAUACCUGGGUGAUUAAAGUGACCACGUACUGUUUACAUGUUGCCCAACAGCAAGACAUUCAUCUAACGGUGACAGAUUCGAGACAGCAUGAACUCUCUCCAGAUUCAAACAUGCCCGUACAGUUCCUCACCAUCAACGUUGCCAGCAUUAACCCAUACGUGAAGGCUUUUGAUAUCCGGCUGAAUUCCACAGAGUAUGGGGAACUGCGGGAGAAACUCCGUGCUCCUAUCCGUAAUGCAGCCAAUGUUGUGAUCCAUCAAAGUCUCAGUGACUUAUUUCUGGAAACCUUUACAUCGCUGGUGGAAAUGAACCAGACGUACCCGGCUCCCAGCAAUCAGGAGCUGGAGCCAUGCAUCGGGUGUAUGCAGACGAAUGCAAACAUCAAGCUUGUAAAAAGCUGCCAAGAGCCAAACGAAGGAGAAUGCCAACAAUGCUACUGUCGCCCAAUGUGGUGUCUGACGUGCAUGGGCAAAUGGUUUGCCAGCCGGCAAGAUCAGCAGCACCCAGAGACCUGGCUUUCAAGCCAAGUGCCUUGUCCAACCUGCAGAGCCAAAUUUUGCAUUUUAGAUGUUUGCAUUAUACGAUGAAUAGUGUCUUGGUAUAGUUUACCUUUCGAAAUCUGAAUGCAUUUCACAGCAGGGUUUGAUACAAGCCCUAUUAGAUUUCAUGUUCUGCUGGAGAAGUAGAAACUCUGUUGUUUCCCCUUCAAAAAGGGCCUGAAAAUGUCAGCCUACCGUCUUUUUAUUUUCACUGUGCUUCUAAAGUUAUCCUCAGUUCUUGUUUCCUAAAACACCAGUUUACAUUCUAGAUUGCUGAAUUUUUUUUUGUAUUCUUAAUUUCUUUUGGACCACACUUUAAAGCAGUGGUGACCCAUUUGCUUUUCAUUUUGGAUGAAAUCCUGGUAUUCUGACUUUAUUUUAAAUGCUAUUCUAGUUAAAGGGUUUAAGCACAAGUAUUUUUAGCAAAGGGCUUUUUCCUUAUCCUAAGCAAAUUGCUAUUGUUAAGGCUAAUAGGCUAAAAAUCUUCUACCUUUAUUUAUCUUGAAUUCAUUUCCAAAGCCUAUUGUUAACCUUUGUGGGCUUUCACUAAAAGAGAUAUGUCAAUACUGUCUUUCUUUUUCUCCUAUUCCCCCAUCUGAACAGGGCUUCAGAACUUUGGGGCCUGAGUUUUCUUAUCUAUAGUAGUACAUGUGACACCUGCGCUUCUUUUUUCUUUUUUAUUCUGUUCUGCUCUGCCCUCGUGUUUACAGACAUUUUUAACAUGCAAGAAAGGUUUAUUAGUAUGUUUAUAUAUAGAUCAUUGACCUAAACUGCUAUUGUUUCUGCAUAGAGUAUCUUCUAAUUAAACACUUAUGUCCCAGA
This is a messenger RNA of Alligator sinensis (Chinese alligator), 1979 nucleotides long. It is a transcript of the gene TMEM129, whose product is annotated as transmembrane protein 129. Gene Ontology annotation, biological process: protein ubiquitination. Gene Ontology annotation, cellular component: membrane; endoplasmic reticulum. NCBI's taxonomy places the organism in Eukaryota, Metazoa, Chordata, Crocodylia, Alligatoridae. The transcript is spliced from 4 exons. Gene Ontology annotation, molecular function: ubiquitin protein ligase activity. The record is from RefSeq and is a predicted model, not a curated record. Bases 186 to 1205 code for a protein of 339 amino acids.